Molecule: messenger RNA, 2346 nt
Organism: Haliotis rufescens (red abalone)
Lineage: Eukaryota; Metazoa; Mollusca; Gastropoda; Lepetellida; Haliotidae
Product: C-type lectin lectoxin-Phi1-like
Exons: 3
Coding region: 65-760 (231 amino acids)
Source: RefSeq, a predicted model, not a curated record
GAGCUAUAGAAAUAUUGUCAGUCACACUACGGGAGGACACAGAAGCAAGUCACCUUCGAGGAACAUGGAUGUCAAGUCCACUGCUGUAAUCACAGGCUGGUUCCUGUUGAGUAUAUUUCAAGUAUGUAUUUGCGGAAGAACUUUUUAUCACAGGGUGGAAAGUCUGGACAACAGGGAAGUAAUGGAAUCAGCAUCUAGCUACCAGACCAGCGUCCCCAGCGUUGGCAAGUGUGCACGUCUUUGUCGCCAACAAGACUGUGUGUAUCUGAGACAUAAUGGCGACGUUUGCAGUCUGUAUGACGUUCUCGUCAACGCCAGUUCAUCACCCGCCCAAGGAGCAGUCUACUAUCGAAACACUUGUCCUACUGGAUUGGGCUACGUCUUUGCCGAGUCGAUAAACAUUUGCUUCAAAGUCAGCCCUGCCUCUGAACUGAAAGAUUGGGAAGCGAGCUUGAAUGCAUGUCAUGCUGAAGAUGGUCGUCUCGUGGCCCUUGACACUGACGCUAGACACAACUACAUCAAAAACUACAUCAUCGAAGUUGCAGGGAUUGGUACCUCCCCGGUGUGGGUCGGUUUGAACAAGACAACUACCACUGGCCCCUUCAGAUGGUUAUCCGGAUCAAAUCACACCACUAAAUGGGAUUACGCGGAGCCUGACUACUUAUCCUUUCAGAAUUGCGUGUAUCUGUAUUACAAAGACCUUGUCGACACGGAAUGCGAUAGCCGGAAACGAUAUGUGUGCGAGCUUGUUCUUCAAUAAACGACAAUAUGCACAAUUAAGUUCAGGGCGCAACUGUAUAAAGAGGUUGGAAACUCCUGCACAUAGUUCGCCACUCAUUAUGGGGUUGACCACUCAGUAAGGCCUUGCAAGGGCAGUUUUUAUGUUUCAAUCAAUCUUUAUUCAUGGUACUGAUGAGGCCAAAGGCUUAUAGUGCAUUGUCUGGGGCAUGUUACAAAUUUAUACAUUUUCUUAAUUUCAUAGCAUGAUAAAUGAAUAUUGACACAUUUCUAAUAGUUUCUGUACAAUCACAUGUCAUUAAUUUACAAAAUGUGUUACCAUUUGGGUAAGCCAGGUGCUUGUGCUCUAGAACAUGACCAUAUCAUCAGCGAAAAGAAGCAGGGAUAAUUAAUAGUUUCGGGAUGUAGUUGUAUUCCACCAGUGCAAUUAUUUUGGAUUUUAUCUGCUUAUUCAUUUAUGAAAAAGGAAAAUAGAAAGGGACUUAAUAAUACAUCCUUGUCAGGUGCCAUUUUUUUCCGGACACACACCUUUACAUUUCUAUAUUGAGGACACAAUAACUUUUCAAUUCUGCUACUUAGCCCAUGUCUUUGAAAGAGGGCCACCAGUUAACCCUUUUCACAGAGUCAAAAGCUUUUGCAAAGUAAAUAAAUACAGCAUAUAGCUUCCCUCCUUUUACUUAUGGAUAUCUCUGUAUUUUAGAAUUUUGGGAUAAAGCAUUGUCAGUGGUGGAGUAUCCCUUUCUAAAUCCUGCUUGUGACUCACUUAUUUUAUCAUAAGAAUCCGCCCAGAAUUAUUGAUAAUUGAAGUAAAUAUUUUACUGAUUGUACUGAGGAGAGUUAUGCCUCUUAGUAUCAACAUCGCUGGCUUCGCCCUGUUUGUGAAGGGGAACAAUAAUGUCAACUGUCCAAUUCUCUAGAAAAUAUGAUCUCUCCAAUAGGAUAUUAAAAAUAAGUUCCAAAUAUGGUUUUAUAAUAUCUGAGUAAUGUUUAAAAACUCUGCUAUCAUGUUAUCAUUUCCAGAUGCCUUAUUAUCUUUAAGGUGGAAAUACUGACAAUAAUUGGGACAUUCAAGAAUAUCAGCUGUUACACUGUCUACUUUAUCUUCGUUGAAUUCAAUGUCAAAUAAAUCGUGAUCGCCAUGGAUAAUGUUCAUGUUUAUAUUUUAUAAGUAGAGGUCAGUAGCCGAGAGUGUUUCAAUAUUUCAGUGAUCAUGUAUUAUCAGUAAAGCGUGUACUAUGUGAGCCUUUGAAUUACCCUUUCCUAAUGUAUGCUAUUUAUGAUAAGGAACACACAAGGGUAAUAGCAUCUUCCCGGGGCAAGGGAGUUACCUGACUAUAAAGGCCAGUUUCCAUCCUUGUCGAACUAGGCUGUAAUCAUGGAGUUACAUUUUGCCUGGACUAACGAGUCUGUGCAUAGUCCAAUCAAAAUCGCGUAACGAACUAAACAUCCGGUUCGUUAACAACAGGAAUUUCAACGUGCAGAUUUCGGUCGACUGCAGGAUUUGCGAAGCAUGUGUAUCGCCAAUUUGACGUCGACAGAUAUUUUGUAAUUUUUUUCAUGCUUUUAAUCAAUUGCUCACUCGAUUUGAUGCACUUCGCGGGGUAAGAC